This is a messenger RNA of Nannospalax galili (Upper Galilee mountains blind mole rat), 4370 nucleotides long. RefSeq names its product tetratricopeptide repeat domain 39C (gene Ttc39c). Gene Ontology annotation, molecular function: protein binding. The coding region runs from base 31 to 1773 and encodes 580 amino acids. Gene Ontology annotation, biological process: otolith morphogenesis; cilium assembly. The transcript has 14 exons. NCBI's taxonomy places the organism in Eukaryota, Metazoa, Chordata, Mammalia, Rodentia, Spalacidae. The record is from RefSeq and is a predicted model, not a curated record.
GCUCGGCCCAGCGCGGGGCCUCGCGCGUGCAUGGCGGGCUCCGAGCAGCAGCGGCCGCGGCGGCGGGACGACGGCGACCCGGACGCGGAGGCUGCACCCCUGCAGGACGCGGAGCUGGCCCUGGCUGGCAUCAACAUGCUGCUCAACAACGGCUUCAGGGAGUCGGAUCAGCUUUUCAAACAAUACAGAAAUCAUAGUCCAUUAAUGAGUUUUGGAGCCAGCUUUGUCAGUUUUUUGAAUGCCAUGAUGACUUUUGAGGAAGAAAAAAUGCAGUUGGCCUGUGAUGACUUAAAAACUACUGAAAAGCUGUGUGAAAGUGAAGAGGCUGGAGUGAUUGAAACAAUCAAGAACAAAAUCAAGAAGAAUGUUGAUGCUCGAAAAUCCGCCCCCUCCAUGGUUGACCGACUCCAGAGGCAAAUCAUUAUUGCUGACUGUCAGGUUUACUUGGCUGUGCUUUCGUUUGUGAAACAAGAAUUGUCAGCCUACAUAAAAGGGGGGUGGAUCCUUAGGAAGGCCUGGAAGAUUUACAAUAAGUGCUAUGUGGACAUCAACGCCCUCCAGGAGCUGUAUCAGAAGAAGCUGACUGAAGAGCCCUUGACUUCUGACGCUGCAAAUGAUAAUCACAUUGUGGCUGAAGGGGUGACUGAGGAAUCCCUAAACAGACUGAAGGGUGCUGUUAGCUUUGGAUAUGGCCUUUUUCACCUUUGCAUAUCCAUGGUGCCCCCAAACCUGCUCAAAAUCAUCAACCUGCUGGGGUUUCCUGGAGACCGCCUGCAGGGGCUUUCUUCACUGACGUAUGCAAGCGAAAGUAAGGACAUGAAGGCCCCUUUAGCUACAUUAGCUCUACUGUGGUACCACACCGUAGUCCGCCCAUUUUUUGCGUUGGAUGGCAGUGAUAACAAAGCAGGCCUGGAUGAAGCUAAGGAAAUUCUUCUCAAAAAAGAAGCUGCUUAUCCAAACUCCUCCCUCUUUAUGUUUUUCAAGGGACGGAUCCAGCGAUUAGAGUGUCAAAUCAACAGUGCCUUGACUUCCUUCCACACUGCUUUGGAACUCGCGAUAGACCAGAGGGAGAUCCAGCACGUCUGUCUGUAUGAGAUCGGCUGGUGCAGCAUGAUUGAGCUCAACUUCAAGGACGCAUUUGAUUCCUUCGAGAGACUGAAAAGCGAGUCCAGGUGGUCGCAGUGUUACUAUGCAUACUUGACUGCAGUCUGUCAGGGAGCCACCGGCGACGUGGAUGGGGCGCAGCUCGUCUUUAAAGAAGUUCAGAAACUAUUCAAACGGAAAAACAAUCAGAUUGAACAGUUCUCGGUGAAAAAGGCGGAGAGGUUUCGGAAGCAAACCCCAAGCAGAGUGCUGUGUGUGCUGGCAUCCAUCGAAGUGCUGUACCUGUGGAAAGCCCUUCCCAACUGCUCCUUCCCCAACCUGCAGAGGAUGAGUCAAGCUUGCCAUGAAGUGGACGAUUCCUCUGUUGUUGGGUUGAAGCAUCUGCUUCUUGGUGCCAUCCAUAAGUGUCUAGGAAACUCGGAAGAUGCUGUUCAGUUCUUCCAGAGAGCUGCUAAAGAUGAGCUGUGUCGUCAGAAUAACUUGUACGUUCAGCCGUAUGCUUGCUAUGAACUUGGCUGUCUUCUACUAGACAAACCAGAGACUGUAGGAAGAGGCAGGACUCUCCUUCUUCAGGCAAAGGAGGAUUUUUCUGGCUACGACUUUGAAAACAGAUUGCACGUGCGCAUCCAUGCUGCUCUGGCCUCCUUGAGGGAGUUGGUCCCUCAGUGACAAAUGUGCAGUAGCCUCUCUGUCCCUCCCCACCCAGGGUCUGCACUUUAAAAGCAGAGGACUAAGCUCCUGUGAAGAUGAGCUUUUCUUCUGGAGACCACCUGUGCCAGGGAUGUGUUUCCCAGCUGAUGUAUUAAAGAUCUCUUUUAAAUGUAUAGUUACAAAUUAAUAAAGAUGCUGAUAAUGAUAAUAAUAACUGACCACUGGGGAAGAGGGUUAAGUGACCUUGUUCAAACAUUUUAGUUUUGUGAUUUAUUAUUUUUAAAAUAAAAUCAGACUAAAUAUGCAUCCUGUUAUCCUGUAGGAGUGCCUACCUUAAGCACAGAUCAGAGUGAGCUCGAUGAAGCAGUUCCCGAAUAAUUGAGACACCAUGGCAUAGCAAAUAUUUCUAUUGUGUUUUGAAAAAAAUAAAGUGCUUUCUAGUGUUUUACCUAAACCUGGAAAUAUUCCAAUGACUCAGUGUAGUACACAUAUUCUUGGCUGGGUUUGGUGGCUUGUACCUUUAAUCUCAGUACUGCAGAGGCAGAGGCAGAGGCAGGCAGAUCUCUGUGAGGUCGGGACCAGUCUGGUCUACACAGCCAGCUCUAGGCCAGCCGUGACUACAUAGAAAGACCCUGUCUCAAAAAAAUAAAAAAUUCUUAUCCCCAUUUUACGUACUGUGAAACUCAGGCCCAUUAAGGCUAAGUGAUUUAUUCCAGUUAAUUAUUCAUGCUGCCAAUGGAUCAGUGAAAGAACAUGAAGCCAGGGCCACCAACUGAAUAUUCUUUUUUAAAAAUAAAAGACAUGUUAAUAACCUAGAAUUCUGUGCUUCACUUAUUAAAAGAGAAAAUUCUUUGCAGCUGAAGUUGUGUCAUCAAAAAUAUUCAUCCCCAGGAGCUAGGGUGAUGGCUCGGUGGGUACUGCAUUCUUACGCCCAAAACCCAGAUGAAAAAAAGGCCAGGAAUGGUGAUAUGCCAUGCCUGGAACCCCAGAGCUUGGGAGCGAGAAACAGGAGGAUACCUGGAGCUCAGUGGCCAAAUAGCACUGCCUGAUAGAUGAGCUACAUGUUCAGUGAGAGGCGUCAUCUCCAAAGAUAGAGUGAUUGAGGAACACACCUGGCAUCAACCUCUGGCACACAUGUGCACACACACACACAAACACAUACAUAUAUCCACCCCCACACAAAGAUUCAUCCCUAGAUUGUCAGCAAAAAAUUUCAAGUGAUGCAAUUCCCCCUCCCCCAUCACUUUGUGAGCCUACCAAGCAGGGGCAGAUAAGUUUACACCCAAAUAUAUAUAUAUAACUAUAACUGUGCCACUCAGCUGUUAGAAAAUAUAAUUAAUAGAUCAGAUCAAUAAUACAUAAAUUUUGUUUUGCUUUAUGAAAAUUAUCUAGUGAUCAACUUUUAGAAAUCUUUUAACAGAUUCCUUGAAUAUUCCUGCAUGAACAUAAGUUUGUGCCUCAGAAUAUUUGAUAAAGAAGUAUUUUCUGGGUUAUUUAUAUAUUGCUGGGAUUUAGUCAUUUCUCCCUUAGCUCAGGUUAUUAGAUGUUAAGAAAGGAGUUCAAAGUUAGUUUUUUAAUCCUUCAUUGCUAAUUUUUGACACUUGGUUUACCUCUGUGCCCAGUACUGUAUACCUGUGGUUUUGAAUAAUACCUCAAUCACUUUAAAGAAUCUUUGCCAUAAUUUGGCUCAGUCUUUAAGUUUUUGCACUUUUACUGAGCUCAAGGGUACCAUUUCAGAGUACAGCUCAUUUCUGUAUCAUACCAUCUGAGUCAGGAGCUUCUAUGAUAGGAAUGUUUUCAUACUUAGAAAAUAAAACAGGAGCAAAGCAGAGAGACGAGAAAUUUCAUCCCAUUUUUUUAUUUUUGUCUUUUCUCAUGCUGGGAAUUGAACCCAAAGUGUUGCACACAUGGGAGAAGCACUUUAGCACUGAGCUGUAGCUCCAGCCCUUGCAAACUUCAUUUUAUUUAAUCAUGUGUGUCAGAGUGCAGGGCAUGUUCUUAAGUGGUGUGCUUCAGACUCUGGGCUCUAGCCCUCUCAUUCCCUCCAAAAGCAUUUUAAUCUUGGUUUAAGGAAGUAAACUCUUUGAAAGAAGUUGCUCCUCACCGACUGUGUCUACGCCCUCACUGUGACAGCCUCUUCUGAGUAGACUGUUUCCCAAGUGUAUGUUCACAAAGACUUACUGACAUGAAUCUUGUAUGGAAUUUAAACACUACAGGAAAGGAAGGAUUGCUAUUCUGCAUUUGUUGAAUGAGUACAUCCACAACGCCAAGGAGAGAAAAGAUUUCGGAAGAGAGAAACUAGAGGCCCAGAAUACUGGAAGCCUGGUAACCGAAGGGAAAAAUGCUGUAAAUUUGAAAAAUAUGGCUAUUGCCACCCUUCUCUUCUUACUCUAUAAGUGCGUGUAGAAGGUUCUUCUGUUAGGGUUGUGGAACCUUUCAAGCCAUAAAGUUCUUGAUAUAGUUAUUCUUUCAAAGCUAUUAUGUAUUCGAGGACUACAUGAAGUUCCAUUCUUUCAAAUUAAAGUAUGUAUUAAUUGCUUUAAAAAUUGCUUGCAUUUAUCUCAUUGAGAUUACAGUAUGUUCCACUUGAAUUAAACUAAAUAACUUGGGAACAC